Messenger RNA from Mytilinidion resinicola, 1567 nucleotides. RefSeq lists its product as uncharacterized. The coding region runs from base 161 to 1327 and encodes 388 amino acids. The transcript has 2 exons. The record is from RefSeq and is a predicted model, not a curated record. Lineage: Eukaryota; Fungi; Ascomycota; Dothideomycetes; Mytilinidiales; Mytilinidiaceae.
AACAACAGAGUAUUCAUGCGGGCUCUCAGCGAUCUGUUCAGUGUUCUACGAAUGCUGGAGGAUGCUGACAACGGUACCGUGCGACGAACCCUCGUGCUGCGAGAUGUUUACUCCAAGUCUGAUAAAGACUGGUUCCGUGGAUUAACAGAAAUGACUUCGCAUGGGUACCCUAAUGAAGACACUAGCAGAUGUUCAAAAUACCCAGAUGGUACCUUCAGCAAAAGGUACCAGUUCUCGCUUCUUCGCCCUACGAAAGUCGACGAGCUGCCAACCCUCCUAUCCAUCGACAACCUGUUUUUUCUGCCGUCGGCUUCUAACCGAUAUGUCGAACGUGCCUCUUGUAUGGCACUUGCGACCAAAUUUCCUAACUUGGAAAAUUGGGUAUGGGAGGACACUGAAGGAAAUUACUUGGCUGCCCGAGAGCGGCGACAGCCACGAGAAGACUUCGCCAAUGCCCUCAAUGCUGCCACAAAUCUGUCUCCGUACCGUCCGAUGGAUAUUCGAUCACCACGGAAGAAGUAUCUACUCUAAGCAGACCGAUGUGGCAAUCAUCGACCGCUGUUCCAGUUCUCCAGACUCACUCAGCCUCGCCCUCCACGCGUUCAUGCUUCGAUCUCCCAAACUCAAGUCAUUCUCAGCCCAUGGCGCUUCUCUCUAUAUCUCCCGACUUUUUCUGGCCGCCGAGUAUGCACCUUACCACGCCCUCCUUCUCUCCGCUCAAUUUUGUGCGCUUCACUAUCAACCACAUCCGCCCAGGGGCGAACACUACUUCAAGCGGGGUCCACCUCCACUCGAAACGCUGACUACCGGACCUCGUAACCAUUCCCCUUCACCACGUCCGCGCAACCACCCCAGCCCCGCCCUCCUCCGGCUCUUCACCAGCCUUGCCACCUUCGUCCUCCACUGCCCCACUCUCACCGGCGUCUCGCUGCGCUCCUACCGCAUCCACGAACACGGCGAUAUCGGCAUACUAUACCCAGCGCGUGUCGCGCUGAAGUACUUAGACUAUCCGGCGCCAGAGUGGCGCGAUGAGCAAGUGAAGCGGCAUUGGGGGAUUAUGGGCGACGAGCGGGUGCUGCUCUUCGAGGUUGGUCCCAUGCCGAAGAAUUGGGAGCCGGACCAGCAGGGCGAAAUGUGGGGCGCGUGGAGGAAGGUGUUGAAGGCGGAUAGUAGGAUAGACGGCAUAAAAGUGUUUAUCAGGGGUGAGAAUAUCCCGGAUGUCGGUGGUGAUCAGUAUUGGCUAAGGGGGUGGAAUAUGGCGGAGUGGGACUGGACGCCGAGGGAGGGGAACGAGGAGGAGUUAUAUAGGGACAGCUUGAAAGCGUAGACGGGGAGGCGGCGAGUCUUGAUGUCGCGUGUUGGAAUUAACAAAACUUACUUUCGUUAAAGCUGAUCUUAUACUACUGUUAUCGUUCUAACUCUGCCAUUCCAUAUCCAUCCUCUUAACUAUUUUUUUCUGGCUCUAUCAUCUUAAUUAUACCAUUCUAACUCUACCAUCCCUACCUACAUCACGAAGUCGCAGAAACCCUUGUCGAACCUCCUUUACGGCGUCAGGCCUCAAUCUCUA